Olea europaea var. sylvestris is the source of this 1347-nucleotide messenger RNA. Its product is annotated as probable protein phosphatase 2C 51. Gene Ontology annotation, biological process: protein dephosphorylation. The coding region runs from base 108 to 1238 and encodes 376 amino acids. Gene Ontology annotation, cellular component: cytosol; nucleus. NCBI's taxonomy places the organism in Eukaryota, Viridiplantae, Streptophyta, Magnoliopsida, Lamiales, Oleaceae. The record is from RefSeq and is a predicted model, not a curated record. Gene Ontology annotation, molecular function: cation binding; protein serine/threonine phosphatase activity. The transcript is spliced from 3 exons.
UACCGACUGCAGAAAAAUCAAGAGUCCAUAAUCUUCCCAGAAUCCCCAUAUUAAUUCUAAAUUCUCUUCCACAAUCUUAUUCAUUAUUCAGUUAGAUUUGAGGAAAGAUGAUAGCUCAUAAUCAGAAUCAGGAGUCACCGGGAUUGAAUAUUAGGAAAAGAAUUGACAAGGUGAAAAGUGUUGUCCGGAGAAGAAAGGAACUCCGGAGAAUUAAGUCAUUAUAUCUGAAAAAUUCUGCCGUCGUCGACAGAGAUGUCUAUUAUAAGAUAAGGCUAAAAGGAAAUGAUUUGGAGUCAAUGAAAAGUGAGGAAUUCAAUCAGUUACGGAAGAGGAGGCCAUGGAGGGAGAAUUGGGAUGGUGGAGAGUUUGGUUCUCACGGUUCAAUAUCGGUUAUUGGGAGACGGAAGGAAAUGGAGGAUGCGGUGGCGGCGGAGGUAGGGUUUUUAACCAAGGGUUGUAAAAGGUAUGAUUUUUUCGGAGUAUAUGAUGGCCACGGUGGAUCACGGGUGGCACAAGCUUGCCGCCACUGGUUGCACAAGUUUGUGGCGAAGAGAGUGGAAGAAGAAGGUGAAGAGAUUAAUUGGAAAGAGGUGAUGGUGGCGGGUUUUAAGGAAAUGGAUGACGAGGUUAAUAAGAAUGGGAAGGCAGUGGCCGCGAUGGGGUCAACUGCGACAGUGGCAGUGGUGGGGGAAGAGGCGGUGGUGGUUGCGAAUUGUGGGGAUUCAAGGGCUGUGCUUUCACGUGGUGGAGUUGCCAUACCUUUAUCUAUUGAUCAUAAGCCUGAAAGAGCUGAUGAGUUGAAAAGAGUUGAAGAUUGUGGAGGAAAGGUUAUCAAUUGGAACGGACAUCGUGUCUUUGGAGUUCUUUCAACUACAAGGUCCAUAGGGGAUUAUUACCUUAAACCAUUCGUGAUACCAGAACCUGAAGUAACAGUCACUGGUAGAACUGAAAUGGAUGAGUUUAUGAUAAUAGCCAGUGAUGGUCUAUGGGAUGUAAUUUCCAAUGAUUUGGCAUGCCAACUCGCAAGAAGGUUUCUAUAUGGCCACUUGGGGCCGAAAAAUUCUGAUCGAGCUACUCAUGGACAAGAAAUGAACAAUGAAAGUCCUGCUACACAGGCAGCAGCAGCUCUUGUGAAGUUGGCCAUGGCUCGAGGUAGCAAAGAUAACAUUAGCAUUAUUGUAGUCGACUUGAAGAGAUUGAAACAAUGCUCUGUUGAAACUGGCAAAUGUUCUAGCUAGCAAAUUCAGAACUAGUGUUAAUAUUAGUAUUAUAUGUUUUACUUUUGAGGAAGCUCAAUCCAAUAUCUUUGAAACGAUAAUUUUCGAAUUCAGUUUUACGUUACCUUUC